This is a messenger RNA of Pangasianodon hypophthalmus (striped catfish), 2603 nucleotides long. It is a transcript of the gene pdk2a, whose product is annotated as pyruvate dehydrogenase kinase 2a. Gene Ontology annotation, biological process: regulation of glucose metabolic process; protein phosphorylation. Lineage: Eukaryota; Metazoa; Chordata; Actinopteri; Siluriformes; Pangasiidae. The record is from RefSeq and is a predicted model, not a curated record. Gene Ontology annotation, cellular component: mitochondrion. Gene Ontology annotation, molecular function: pyruvate dehydrogenase (acetyl-transferring) kinase activity. Bases 142 to 1368 code for a protein of 408 amino acids. The transcript is spliced from 11 exons.
CUUAAAUUCAGGAGAAGCCUUUUCAGGGCAAACGAAGCGAGCCUUGUGUUAUGUUAGACAUUGUGUGCUGCUAGUUUGCUUAUAAACAGAAAAGCUUUGAUUCUAGCUUAAUCUUUUCGCAAGGCUAAGCAGCAUUUCACUAUGAAGUUCGUGAGGUUUAUUAUGCAGAAUUCGGCCUUGGCCAGCGUGCCCAAGCACAUCGAGCACUUCUCGAAAUUUUCACCAUCUCCUCUGUCUAUGAAGCAAUUCCUAGAUUUCGGUUCAACAAAUGCAUGUGAAAAGACUUCCUUCGUCUUCUUGAGGCAAGAGCUCCCAGUGCGUCUGUCCAACAUCAUGAAAGAAAUCAACUUACUCCCAGACAGAUUGCUUACUACUCCAUCAGUUCAGAUGGUGCAUGGCUGGUAUGCUCAGAGUUUGAUGGAGAUCCUUGAGUUCUUGGAUAAAAGUCCCACUGACCACAGAGUUCUGGGAGACUUUGUGGAAACCCUGGUGAAUAUUAGAAAUAGACAUAAUGAUGUUGUUCCUACAAUGGCGCAAGGUGUGAUUGAGUACAAAGAAGCUUUUGGUCAAGAUCCACUCACUAAUCAGAACAUCCAGUACUUCUUAGACCGAUUCUACACGAGCCGAAUAUCCAUCCGUAUGCUUAUCAACCAGCACACUCUAAUCUUUGAUGGUGCCACAAAUCCUGUUCACCCCAACACCAUUGGAAGUAUUGAUCCUCACUGUGAAGUAGCAGAUGUUGUCAAAGAUGCCUAUGAGAGUGCCAAGAUGCUGUGUGACCAGUACUACCUCAGCUCUCCUGACCUGGUGCUGCGACAACACAACAUUAACAACAUGAACCUGCCUAUUAGCAUAGUGUAUGUGCCUUCCCAUCUCUACCAUAUGCUGUUUGAAUUAUUCAAGAACGCUAUGAGGGCAACUAUUGAAAACCAUAAUGAAGGCACCAAUCUUCCACCUAUUGAAGUUAUGGUGGCUAUUGGUGGAGAGGACCUUUCUAUCAAGAUGAGUGACAGGGGUGGUGGCGUCCCUUUCAGGAAGAUGGAGAAUCUGUUCAGCUACAUGUAUUCAACAGCUCCGACUCCUCAGAUUGGCCAGCAUAGAACUCCUCUGGCUGGCUUUGGUUACGGGCUGCCAAUCACGCGCCUCUAUGCAAGGUAUUUCCAGGGAGACCUCCAGCUCUACUCUAUGGAGGGCUACGGUACUGACGCUGUUAUUCACCUGAAGGCUUUAUCCACUGACUCCGUAGAAAGGCUUCCAGUGUAUAACAAGACGGCUCUACGGAACUACAAAGUGAGCCAGGGAGCAGAUGAUUGGUGUGUGCCAAGCAGAGAGCCGCUGGACCUGGCAGGAUUCCGGCUGGCUAAAUGAAGACCUUCCGCUUGUCUGGAGUCUCCUGGCUCAAAAUAAAGACAGUCCUGGCAUUAGGGAUCUCACAUGGGGACCAGAGAGAGCAAUACAGUGUCUGCUAGAAGCCCAGACACUCAACAUGAAGCCUUAUCACUAGUUAAUGCAUGCAGUGGAUACAUCGGCACCAUAAUCAACCCAUGAAUUUUUGUGGUUUGCGAAAAUCUUUUCUUCCACAAUGUUACCUGUAGACCAUGUGUGCAUGAGUGAGAGUGUCAGAAAAUGGUUAUUUGAAGAUUACAGCUCUCUCCUAUGAAAGGUGGAGUAUUACAGUGUGGGAGAGCCUGAGCUGCUAACUUGGUUAGUGCGUAGGUGGAGGGCAGCAUGAUCUUCCAGGGCAGAUGGUGGAAUCAGUGUGUAGUAUAAGGCCUGAGCAGAGCAACUUCAUGAGAGCAGUGAUAGAAAGGGCCAAAAAGAGUUGUUCUUGAAAGUCUAAUAUGAAUAAUACAGCGAUUUGUAUAAGAGUACAUGAGAAGAUCUCAGUGUUGUUAUAAUGUCAUCAGUGGUUAAUGCAGUCAUUACAGGGAGUAUUUUCUAGAACAUCCAUCUUCCAAGUCAGAGAUGAUGAUGACAUAGUGGAUUAUUCCAUAGUGAUUAGAAGGACCGUUCUUAGAGACCAGUAAUGAAAACCUCUGGGUUUAUGAAACACCUCAGUGAUGCGCCAUGAUUGUAUUAUGAAGUCAGACAAAAUAACACUGAUGCAAUAGUGUUUAAAUAGAAAGCUAAUAAAAGGACAUUAGAGUGUAGUGCAGCGGUUGGUUCCAUACAUUUUAACAUUUUUGUUUUGAGCUUUUAAAUGCUUUUAAAACAUUUUAGUUUUGAGCUUUUUUUUUUUUCCCUUUGCUUUUGAGUUCAUUCAUAUAUAUUCUCAAUUGUGUUAUACUGCUAUGUUGUAUUCUUAAUUGUUGUAUGUAAGGCCAGUCAAGAAGAAGAUAUUCUUCUAAAUUUGAAUCUAAUUUUCUGUGCCUCUACUUUUGGAAAUGUAUUUACUGUAUUAAACAAAGCAGCUGUUCUGAACUUGAACCAUGCAGAACCAUGCAGCUCGUAAGUAUUCUUUGUUAUGUAUAUCAUGUCUGCUAAGAUUUUAUAUGAACCUUUUAACUUCAUGUCUGAAUGAGUUAUAUUUUGUGAUAAUCUAUUUUCCAUUGUAUCUAUAAUGAAUGUAAAUGUAAUGGAAAUAAACAUGACAUUUCAUUGCA